Molecule: messenger RNA, 1017 nt
Organism: Apis laboriosa (Himalayan honeybee)
Lineage: Eukaryota; Metazoa; Arthropoda; Insecta; Hymenoptera; Apidae
Product: ATP synthase subunit C lysine N-methyltransferase
Exons: 6
Coding region: 53-649 (198 amino acids)
Biological process (GO): peptidyl-lysine trimethylation; positive regulation of proton-transporting ATP synthase activity, rotational mechanism; regulation of mitochondrial ATP synthesis coupled proton transport
Cellular component (GO): mitochondrion
Molecular function (GO): protein-lysine N-methyltransferase activity
Source: RefSeq, a predicted model, not a curated record
AUUAUUUUCUAGAAAUAAAUAAGAAAUUGCUAAUACAUAUUAAAUAUACAAGAUGUCAGAGGUUAAUGGAAUAAAUUACAUCAUAACUAAUAACGUCAAUUCAUCACAAAAAGUAUCACAAAAAUCAAAACUUGGCUUAUAUCUUAUAGGUACAACAGGAGGCAUUGCAACAGCUAUUAGUGUAAUAUGUUUUCCAUUUAUCAGUCCUGCACUUCGUAAAAUAUGUUUGCCUUUUGUACCAGCAACGUCUCAACAGAUACAAAAUGUAUUAAAAGCUUUAGAAGGACGUUCUGGUUCUUUGAUUGAUCUUGGCAGUGGAGAUGGACGAAUAGUUUUUGCAACAGCUAAAGCAGGUUUUAAAGCUUAUGGAAUUGAAUUAAACCUUUGGUUAAUAUGGUACUCUAGAUUAAAAGCUUUAAUCACAAGAUCAUCUUUACAAACAACAUUUAUCAAACAAAAUUUAUGGAAACACAAUUUAAAAAGAUAUAAUAAUAUUGUUUUAUUUGGUGUCGAUCAAAUGAUGAAAGAUAUUGAAACAAAAUUUAUUAAUGAAUUGCAAGAAGAUUGUAUUAUAAUUGCUUGUAGAUUUCCACUUCCUACUAUGACUGAAAUUAAGAUUAUUGGUGAAGGUACCAGUAAUGGACAUUGACCUUUCGGAUGUCUGUUACCCAGGCAACCGACAGAGCGCUAACCCCUUCUAAUGUGAAUAUACCAUACAGUCGUUACAACCACCCGAUGGUUGUCGAAAUAUAAACGACAUAAUUACGUUCGUUUGAUACUUACAUUCAUUUUCAUUUUUUAAAAACAUGUAUCUGUGAAUCUUUUGCAUUUUUUUUUCUUUAAAAUGAAAAGAAACAAUUUUUACACUAACUAUGUAUAAUUUAAAAUUUCUUUGUUUCAUAUUAUUUAUGCUUUAAAUAUGUGCUUUUUAAGAUGUGAAAACAAAUGAUAGUAUAUUCAAUUUUUUAAACGAUAAUUGAAAUAUUGUAUGAUUAAUAGUGAAAUUUAAUAUUAUGG